CUUCCUUGACUCUGUUGGUCUCAGCAAUAAAUGACCCACAACAGGCUUUCAUCUAACCUCCAUAAAUUUUAACACCAAAUACAAUUUAAAAAUGAAAUGGGUCCAUCACUGAGCGAAACGCUACAAAUCCAUUACACCCAGGAUCUACCAUUCCCAUAAUAAAAUCUGCCGAUUUUUAAAAGUGUAUUAACCCAUCACAGAUCGAAUACAUUACAGCCAUUUUACCACUGAGGGUGAGGGAAACAGCAGAGCAGUCAUCUAUCUCAACUAUUUCUGUCUCAAAGUGAAAGGAGCAAGGACCCAUCUCUGCAAAUCCACGUUUCUGUUUUAUGGAAUGAGGAGUUUCUGAAGACUGCUCAUCAUAUCGCUCCAUGGUUUUCUGAUUUCUAGCUUAAUUGGGCGGUUUUGUGUUACUUCAGGUGCGUUUUCAGCUCUGGGUUUCAUGUAACUUGAGUAGAAAUGCUGACUUGUCUUGACUCUUGAAUACAGAUGACAUACUACCUGUAGUAUUUCUAUCAUUUUCAUUAGGCACAAGUUCCUUCUUUUCAAUUUGUCAGUUACGCGUCUCUAUCUCUAGGCCUGUAAAUUGGGGUUAGAGUCUUGAAGAGUACAGAAGAUUUGAUUUCAAAAGCUGAAAAUUUUAUCCAUGGUCUCUUUUUCUUUCUCCUUCAAUUUGUUUUCUUCUGGUCUUUUGGGGGUGUGAUGUUAUGUUCUUUAGAGGUGCUCAAUUUUCUUCUUCAGCCCCCUGCGCUUUUUGAUUGAUCUAUCCCCUGUAUAAUUCCUGUUAUAGCUAUGGAAACUCGGGUUUGCAUCUAUUGUCUUGGGCCCCUGUUUCUAUUCUUUUCUCUUUUAUCUGGGACCUCCAACGCCAGCCUGCAGAGUGUUGGCCAAAUGAGUCUGGGUUCUCAAGGGUCUCAGAUGAAUUUUAUCGACAACGGUGGAUGGUUUCUUGUGUCCAACAACUCGAAUUUUGCUUUCGGCUUCACACCUACGGCCGAUCCUAGUCUGUUUUUGCUGGUUAUCCAACACAUGGGCAGUGGAACAGUAGUCUGGACUGCCAACCGAGGCUCACCAGUUAGAAAUUCUGAUAUGUUCGUGUUUGGUGUCGACGGGAAUGCGCAUUUGGAAAGUGGGGGAAGCACGGUCUGGUCUACAGAUACCGCCGAUAAAGGUGUUACUGCUAUGGAGUUGCAGAAUUCAGGCAACUUGGUUUUGCUUGGGAAAGAUGGUAACCCUCUUUGGAGUAGUUUUAGCCAUCCCACGAAUACACUAUUAUCUGGUCAGGAUUUCCUUGAAGGAAUGAAACUCAUAAGCGACCCUAGCAGCUCCAGUAACUUGAGCUAUUAUCUCGAAAUUAGCUCGGGAGAUUUGAUUCUCUAUGCGGGUUUCCGAACUCCACAACCUUAUUGGUCUCUCACAAAGGACAGGCGAGCAACCAUCAACAAAAAUGGUGGAGAAGUCAGUUCGGCAUCUUUGAAUUCCAAUUCAUGGAAGUUCUAUGAUCAAAACAAGAUCCUUCUCUCUCAAUUUAUCUUCUCAUCAAUCGAUGCCAAUCCAAACAGCACCUCGGCUGCAGUUCUAAAUAGCUAUGGGACAAUAUCAUUUUACUUUCUUCAGGACGGAGGUCCAAGCCCUUCAACGACAAAGAUACCUCAGGAUUUGUGCAGCACACCUGAGCCUUGUAAUCCUUAUUACGUCUGUUCCAACGACAACAAUUGCCAGUGCCCUGCUGUUCUUAGCUCUCGUGGUUGCAAGCUUGGGAAUUUCUCUUCAUGUGAUGUCUCAAAGGAUUUGGUGGAACUUGUAAACGUUGGGGAUAGACUCAACUAUUUUGCUCUUCAGUUUGUUUCCCCCAUCUCCAAAUCUGAUCUAGAAGGUUGCAAAGCUGCAUGCCUUAAAAAUUGCUCCUGUCUUGCUUUGUUCUUUGAUACUAGUUCUAGGAAUUGUUUUUUGUUUGACCAGAUAGGUAGUUUGCAAGCAUCUGAUCAGAGCUUCAGUGGAUACAUUUCUUUCAUCAAAGCUCCAAGUAAUGGAAACCAGGGGCCAAACCCCGCUGGGGAUGGAAGCAGUGGCAGCCAUAAACACUUGCAAAUUGUUGUGGCCAUUGCUGUUGCAACAGUGGUAAUUAUAGUUGGCCUACUAUAUCUGGGAAUCCAAUACAUCCGGAAAAAGAAGACAUUACCACAGGCUACCCAAGAGUCGGAGGAGGAGGAUAAUUUCCUGGAGAGUUUAUCAGGGAUGCCGAUCCGCUUCAGUUACCAGGAUCUUCAAACGGCUACCAAUAAUUUCUCUGUGAAACUUGGUCAUGGUGGGUUUGGCUCAGUCUACCAAGGGAUGCUACAAGAUGGGACUCGAUUAGCAGUGAAGAAACUGGAGGGCAUUGGUCAGGGGAAGAAAGAGUUCCGAGCUGAAGUUAGCAUCAUAGGCAGCAUCCACCAUGUCCAUUUGGUCAAGCUCAAGGGCUUUUGUGCUGAGGGGACCCACCGGCUUCUUGCCUAUGAAUACAUGGCAAAAGGUUCUCUGGAUAGAUGGAUUUUCAAGAACAAUAGAGGUGAACAUGUAUUGGAUUGGGAAACAAGGUUCAAUAUAGCUCUAGCGACGGCAAAAGGAUUGGCUUACCUCCAUGAGGAUUGUGAUGCAAAGAUUGUUCAUUGUGACAUAAAGCCUGAAAAUGUGCUUAUUGAUGAUAAUUUCAUAGCAAAGGUCUCUGAUUUUGGUUUAGCUAAGCUGAUGACCAGGGAACAGAGUCAUGUUUUCACGACAUUAAGGGGUACCAGGGGUUACCUGGCACCUGAAUGGAUCACAAACUAUGCAAUAUCAGAGAAGAGUGAUGUGUACAGUUAUGGAAUGGUCUUGCUUGAGAUCAUUGGGGGAAGGAAAAAUUUUGAUCCAGCAGAGAAUUCAGAGAAAGCCCAUUUCCCCUCCUAUGCCUUCAAGAUGAUGGAGGAAGGGAAACUUAAAGAAAUUCUUGACUCAAAGCUAACAGCUGAGGAGGAGGAUGAGAGAGUUGAUAUUGCAAUUAAGGUUGCCUUGUGGUGUAUACAGGAGGAUAUGCACCAAAGACCGUCCAUGACUAAAGUAGUCCAAAUGCUUGAAGGUCUCUGUGUUGUACCUCAGCCCCCCACUUCUUCUCAGUUGGGGUCCCGUCUGUACUCAAGUCUGUUCAAGUCAAUAAGUGAGGGUACUUCAUCAGGACCAUCUGAUUGCAAUAGUGAUGCAUACCUUUCGGCUGUGAGGCUAUCAGGGCCAAGAUAACAGAGGUUGUUUACAAAAAUAAAAGAAAAAGAUAGACAAAAGGUGAAAAAAAAGAGCUGCUUCAUCAAAACUCAGAUCUUCCAAGAAAGAAUUAAACUUAGCUGCAGAGGUUUCAUAUUUACUUUCAUAUAGCUAAUAUUCAUUGUGUCAUAAAAUCCCAAGUUUUGUACUACUAGCCAUUACAAAAGAUUCAUUUCUUGUGGUGGAAUCUAUUUUAUUUCUCAUCA
Molecule: messenger RNA, 3482 nt
Organism: Nelumbo nucifera (sacred lotus)
Lineage: Eukaryota; Viridiplantae; Streptophyta; Magnoliopsida; Proteales; Nelumbonaceae
Product: G-type lectin S-receptor-like serine/threonine-protein kinase SD2-5
Biological process (GO): protein phosphorylation
Molecular function (GO): protein serine/threonine kinase activity; ATP binding
Source: RefSeq, a predicted model, not a curated record